GGGACAGAGGGAUCACAGUCAGAUCCUGCAGCGAGCUGAGCACUUGCCUUGGGCUCUGUCGGCUCCGCACCCACACCAUGAGCUGCACUGUCAGGCAGGUUGUCACCACCUGCUCCCAGGGCAGGGGCAGCGCUGGCAGCAACGCGGCYGGCACCGGCAGGAGGGUCUCCUCUGCCUCCUCGGGGAGACACGCUGCCUAUGACUUGGGUGGGGUGGUUGGCAGCUUCUCCGGUGGCAGCGUAAGCGAGGGAUUACUCGGGAAGCAGCUGAACGCCGGCAGCGCGGCCGGUGGGAGCUUCGGAGCCACCCAGAGGGCUUGUUCUGUCCUGGGAUUCAGCGGUGGAGGCAUCUGCACUCGGGCUGGUGGUGGCUUCUCCAGGGCCGGUGCUGGCUGCGGGGAUGGGAUCCUGUUUGCUAACAACGAGAAGGCGACCAUGCAGAACCUCAACGACCGCUUGGCCUCAUACCUGGACAAGGUGCGGCUCCUGGAGGGGGACAAUGCCGACCUGGAGUGCAAGAUCAGGGAGUGGUACGCCAAGGUAGGGCCCAGCUGCGAGCCACGGGACUACAGCUGCUACCACAAGGAAAUUGAAGACCUUCAGAACCAGAUCCUUUGUGCAGCCAUGGAGACUAACAAAAUCCUUCUGAAYAUUGAUAACAACAGGAUGACUGCUGAUGACUUCAGGGUGAAGUACGAGACCGAGUGUGGUCUUCGGCAGAACGUGGACGCCGACAUUUGCAACCUCCGGCCYGUCCUGGACCAGCUGGCCAGCUGCAAAACCGACCUGCAGCUKCAGUGUGAGGCUCUGACGGAGGAGAUGUGCUGCCUCAAGACCAACCACGAGGAGGAAAUGAGCUGUCUGAGGAAACAGGCCACUGGGGAUGUGAGCGUGGAGGUCAAUGCCUGCCCUGGCCCUGAUCUCAGGAAGAUCCUGGAGGAUCUGCGGUGCCAGUACGAGACRCUGAUGGAGCGCAACCGCAAAGAGACGGAGCAGUGGUACGCCUGCAAGGUGGAGGAGGUGAAUCUGGAGGUGGUCACAAGCAGCCAGGAGAUCGAGUCAAGCAACAAGCAGGUCACGGAGCUGAGACGUCAGCUGCAGGCCCUGGAAAUCAACGUGCAAGCCCAGCUCACCAUGAAAGAAAACCUGGAAUCCUCGCUGGCGGAGACCGAAUGUCGCUACAACAAAUACCUGGCUGAGCUGCAGAACCAGAUCUCCUGCGUGGAGCAGCGGCUGGCUGAGAUCCGAGCGGAAAUGGAGUGCCAGAACCAGGAAUACAAGACCCUCCUGGACGUCAAGUGUCGCUUGGAGCAGGAGAUCCAGACCUACCACUGCCUGCUGGAGGGMGGCCAGCACGACAUCAUAGGGUCGGCAGGAAGAGGAGUCGGUGCCACAUCAGCCGGGAGGAGCGGGGGGCUGAAAGGCAGCCUGUGCCAGCCCUGCCUGCCCUGAGCCUGCUGUCAGGUCACUGCAGWCCAGAGUCCCUGCCAGCCCCUGAGGAGCUCUCUGAAGAAUAAGUCAUUUUGAAAAACAAGGCAAGAAUAACCUGGGAGUUCUUAGCUGUGCUCCAGCAGCAGCCAGAGGGACUGUGCAGGAUGGUACCUCCUGCACCACCCUCCAUCCCUCACUCAGGCUCCCCUGGGUUGUGGCAGUUCUCUAACAGCGACCAAUACUUGUCUCCAAUAAAACUUUGCUCCUGUGA
This is a messenger RNA of Malurus melanocephalus (red-backed fairy wren), 1701 nucleotides long. Its product is annotated as keratin, type I cytoskeletal 19-like. Bases 78 to 1451 code for a protein of 457 amino acids. Lineage: Eukaryota; Metazoa; Chordata; Aves; Passeriformes; Maluridae. The record is from RefSeq and is a predicted model, not a curated record. The transcript is spliced from 8 exons. Gene Ontology annotation, molecular function: structural molecule activity.